Molecule: messenger RNA, 960 nt
Organism: Trichomonas vaginalis G3
Lineage: Eukaryota; Parabasalia; Trichomonadida; Trichomonadidae
Exons: 1
Coding region: 1-960 (319 amino acids)
Source: RefSeq, a predicted model, not a curated record
AUGUCGCGCGCAAUCGAUAUUAGAUCUUCGAUUGAAGAUGCGAGAGAGACAAAAAAGCUCCCAGCACUUCAGCGCAGGUGUACUACCGGUGUAUCAAAGAAAUCCACGACACUCGAUGUAAAUCAAAUGAAAAUGCAAAUUGCAAGCAUGGAGCUUCAGAUUCGUCAGUACAAAUCCAAAACUGUAAGAUUAAAUCAGAAAAUUAGUGAUAGCAAGACAGCCGUUAAAAGAGCUCUUGACAAAAAUAAUGAAUCAAAUCAAGUCGUUGUUGCUUCAUCAUCUACAAUCGCACAAAUAAAAGAAAACAUUUCAUCAUUAGAAAAUGCUUUGGAUAAAGCAAAUUCAGAAUACAACACUCUGAGAAUGAAUGAUGCUUUCUACGUUUCACAAGAACUUCAAGAGGAGCUGAAGGCAUACUAUUUAGAAACCCAAAGAUUACAUAAUAUCAAAGAUAAUACAAAUAGAAAAGUCAAAAUAGUAAAUAACGAAUUUGAAGUUAUUAAGCAGCAGAUCGAAAGUUUCCCUUACACACAACGCGAGGUCAAUUCCGUUCAAGAUAAUAUCGAUGAUCUGAUCUCUAAAAUUGAUGCUUACACUAAAUCUGAAACAAAAUACAACGUUAUCGAAAUACAGAAGCAGUUAGAUGUACCAAAUAAUAAUGCCAAGGAGAUUGAGCAGAAAUCUAAACUUAUUGAGCAGAAACUCAAAGAGCAAGUUGACAAAUUAAAACAAGAUAUCGAAAAAGAGCAGGAGCGAUUGAAGAAUAUCGAGAAGAAUGACCAAAGAAAUAUGUGCGAACUUCAGCAGAUCGUUGAAGAUCAAGUCGGACAAAUUCAAGCUGCUCUUGAAAUUAUCGAAAGUCAAGAGAACGAAGAAGAGGAAGAAUCAGAGCAAGAAAAGCCACAAGAAGAAUCAAAGCCUGCUGACCCUCAAGACGAUGAAAAAAUUGAAACAUUUUAA